Molecule: messenger RNA, 2782 nt
Organism: Strongylocentrotus purpuratus (purple sea urchin)
Lineage: Eukaryota; Metazoa; Echinodermata; Echinoidea; Camarodonta; Strongylocentrotidae
Gene: ccdc13
Product: coiled-coil domain-containing protein 13
Exons: 16
Coding region: 103-2361 (752 amino acids)
Biological process (GO): non-motile cilium assembly; cytoplasmic microtubule organization
Cellular component (GO): centriolar satellite
Source: RefSeq, a predicted model, not a curated record
UUUUUGGGGUUCGUCUCUGUUGUGAAGGUAAACUUCCCAUUAGUAACGACAUUAAACAGGAUAUGUGGUAAAUACAUCUCUAGGAGUCCUACAGAAAGCAUCAUGGAUGAAGGAGAUGCAACUCUCCGGCAUCAGUUCCAAGUUCUACAGGAACAGCAGCAGAAGAAGCUGAUGCGAAUGAAACAGAGGCAAGAAGGCAAGACAGCCAAGAAGGAUGGUUCCGGCUCCAAGUCAGAAGAGGUCCAAGGUGGUGAUAGUCAGAUGAAUGGAUUUGGAGUACAGGAUGAUCUAGGCCUAAAGCUGAGUGACCCAGUCACAAAGAAUGCAAUGUACCAGGAACAUAUAAAUGAGGAGUUAUCUGAUAACAUUAGGGAGUUGAAAGAUGAGACUGGACGGCUGUAUAAACUUCUCAGUGAAAGGGACUAUGAAAUUAGGAAACUAAAAAAACAGAGAGAGCAGGACAGACUCGCUCUAGGAGGAGGUGGGGUUGCCAAUGAGAAUGCUGCAACAAGGAUUGUGGAGCUCUCCAAGAAAUCUAGGGAGCUGACAGCUGAACUGGAGAGUGAGAAGUCCAAGAAUAGACAACUCACCCGCAAAGUCAGAGAUUUAGAGGUAGAGAUCAGUCGUGGUGCAGGCACAAGCAGACCGAGACCCCCAAGUCCUACAGAAGAGCAGGCUGCUGCAGUACAGGCCGAGCUGAAGGCAGGCCAAGAUAAACUUAGCCAGGCCAAUGCUAAGAUGGGUGAAUGGCGUACUCAGAUAGCCAGCCUAAAACAGGAGCUCAAAGUAUGCCACAGGGUCCUGAGCAGUGAGAUAGGAGACAAUGUCAACAUCCAAUCUCUGCUCAACCAGCCCAGCGGAUGGAAGGGAAGGGCUCAGCAGAUACUCUUGCUUCAAACAAAGGUGGAGAGGCUAAAAUCUCAAGCUAACCAGGUGCAGGGUAUGAGACCAGGUACAGAAAUGAGCCUCGAGGAUCAGUUCAUGACCAUGGAUAUCACAGGGGACGCUCUCUCUGCACCGGUACAGAGGACCAGCAAACCUUCCAUCGAUGAGAAGCAAAGAAACAGGGUCAGGCAACUGGAGAAAGAAAAGAGAGAAGCUAAAGAAAGAGUGAGUAAUGAGCUGAAAGCCCUAGAACAAGACCAUGCCCGGUUGAAGAACAAGAUGGAUGCCUGCAAGGCUCGUAACAGGGUUCUCUCAGAAGAAAUAAAGGGGCUCAAGCAACAGGUCGCUAGAUGCAUGGAUAAAGGCAAACAUGAUGAUGAACUUAUUGAGGCCCUACUGAAACAACAGAGCCAGCUGAAGCAGUCGUUGGAUGAGUUAAAUAACAAGGACCAGCAGAGCGUUGAGCAGCGGGUACGUGACAACCACAGCCUACACCAGCAUGCACAGAGGGAAGCCAAUGCCAUGGAACAGCUCCGCAUCAUCGUCAUGGAGAAGGAGAAGAAGGUCAAGGCUUUGGAGGAGGAGAUUAUUGAGAUGAGAAGACAGAAGCAGCAAAUGAAUGGUCUUGAUAGACCCCCAUCUCAUCAGGGUUUCAGCCUUGAAAACAGACCUCCGUCUAGCCAGGGGUUUGUCCUCAACCCAGCGGCCACGCCCAUCAACAGACCCCCCUCAUCCAGCGGUAGGAGGACCCGUGUCCUCAGCAACACUUCACCAGUGCCUCCUCCUUCAAGACAAGGAGCACGCACAUUGUCCCAGCUGAGCAAUCGUAGCGGAUCAAGGCAGAGUACUGGAGACACAGAUCUACCUCCCAGAGGGUCUCCUUUACGCUCCAUCCGCCCUGCAAGCACGGGGAGUGUAGCAUCAUCAUAUUCUCAUGAAGCGAUAGACUCUCUGAAGCUACAGUGCCAGGAGCUUCAGUCACUCAGCCAAGCAGCAGAUGUAGAGAGGGAAAAACUUCUCGAACUGGUCGCUGUUCUACAGAAAAGAUUCGAAGAGACCUCCACAAAAGCAGCCGACUCCCAGAACAGCCUCCAUGAGCUCAAACAGAAGAAUGUUUGGCUAGAAAAACAACUUGGUAGAGCCAAAAUGGAGAGUGGAAAAGGUGGAAAAUCAUCUUCAGCACUCAUCUCUAAUAAGUCUUCAACAGGAUUGCUAGGGGUUGAGGAGUUACUCAGGGAUGGCAUCCCGAUUUCACAAGACUCUGUGGAUUCAUUGCAGCAGAGACUCGCGAUCCAAGUGGAUGAGAAUGACGCCCUGAAGACCGCUCUCCACAGCACCCUCAAGGCCAAAGAAGAAGACCUGAAGCUCUACCAUCAGAUGAUGGAUCAGACCAAGAAGGUCUUUCUACAGGGACUCAGACAGUUUAGACAGCAGAGCAGUGCUGGUAGCAGUAGUACCCAACAACAAUCGAGCUAGCAAGAUCAAAUUUGAGUUUGUUCGAUUCUGCAGUGAUUGAAGAGAAAAAACAAUUUGUGCAAUUUAUUAAGUGGUGUAGAUUUUAUAUGAUCAUAUAGCCUGUGCUUCUGGUUUAUCUUUCCCUGAUGUUCUUAAGUUUUCUAUUCAUAUUGCUUUCUUUGUCAUCUUUGUUCUUCUCUAAUGGUCUUCUUCUUCUUUUCCAUGUAUCUGUGUACCCAUCUGUCACUCAAACCUGCCCUUUAUCUUUUCUUCUCCUCUCUCUUUUCCUUUCUAUGACAAUUCUCUUCUUUCAUUCUCUGCAAUUCUCUAUCCUUGUAUCAUAUGUUCUUCCUUGGUUAUUUUUAUGCCUCCGCCACCGAAGGUGGUGCCGGAGGCAUCAUGUUUUCGGGUUGUCCGUCCGUACGUCCGUCCCGUUUGACCG